AUGUCGGCUUUCGGGGAGUCCUGUUCACGUCUCUCAGCAGCAAAUCUUAGCUUCAGGAAUUCCCGACGAGGAUCAUCUCAUGCUAACCUUCCUGAAACAAAAGGAUCAGCUAAAGCCACGUCACGUGUGAAGGUGAUGAACCUCAAACCGCUGGAGGAUAUGGUAACCUGUGCCAUCGAUUUGAAUUUCCUCGAGGAUCCCCGUCUUCUUCCAUGCGGCCACGUGUUCUGUCGCCAAUGCCUCGAUUCCUACAUUCUACAACUUCUCUCCCGUCCCAAGAGAAGCGCUUCAUCCAGUCGACCUCAAUUGCCAUGUCCCAUCUGUCGGGCGCUUCACACGAUACCUGAGUCGAACGCUGCUCGUGACUACCCCAAGUCUUUUAACCACAAUACGAUUCUGGAAUACAUUCGUAGUCAAGCCUUCAUGGUGGAGCCCAGCGAUUCUGGGACGUGUAGUGGGGGGCCCAGUUCAUCGCGUAGCAGCUUUCACAGUCCCUCGCCCAUGGAGCGGCGUAAGACCUCUCUAAAUGUUACCUCCGAUGAGUUGAAUAGCGUUGUUGCUAACAUUGUGGCUCUUAAGCGAAGCAAAAGCAAUGCUGUCUUGAAUUUGGCUCAAGUGCUCCAUGGGGUUCGAAAGUUGGCAGAAUCGUCAGAACUGAAACAAUGUCGGCAACAAGAACAGCUACCACAAGGACAGCAAACUCAUUUCGACCUUCCAGAACCAGAAAUGGUUGAACCGUCAGCUCCUCCAGCGCCCUUGUCCACUCCAGAGAUGAAGGGAAUUGCAUCACCAAGAAAACAGCGUAAUGACUCUUCACGAAGAAGCAGUAGUGGAAGAUUUCGUUCGGCUGCAAGUCAUGCUCUCGGUGCGGGGCCGUGUCGAUCAGACUCCGAAAGAUUAAGCUAUGCUAAUUACCGAGAACUCUUAACAGCGAGGACUGUGAUGAUGCGGAACUCUGACUACGUUUGCCUCUGGAAGACCCUUGGUCAAUGCAAUAGCAUACCACGUGAAGAGAUCCCAUACAUUAGUAUGCAUCUCCUGCCUAAUCAGUCGAGAACUCACGUAAUGCAGUACACAGUCAGUACCGAUGGAACCAACGAUGUUCUUCACUUGUGGCGCAAAAGAGUACCUAUUCAUCCCGGGCGCAAGGGUUUCACAGUCUCCCCAAAUUUAAGGAAAUUAUCAGAGGAAGAUUCGGAAGCCAUUCUUCGGCAACGCUGGAGCCUCGACAGUAUCUCCAGCAUGGGGAAACUAGAAGUACAAUACAUCCGGUUCUUCAGAAACCGCAUCUAUAUGACAGUGAUUGUUCGACAACCAAGUCAGGACGCUGGGAUCUCCAGAGAUACCACAAUAUCUGCUGAUCUCAUCGAUCCAGGUCUGGUGGUGUGUUGCGCCCUGCCAGAUCCAAAUUACAUCUUCACAAGCAACGAGUUUGGUGGUGAUUGUGAGAGGCAUAAAUUUAAUACAAUCGACGUCUCGAGUAUCUUCCUUCGCGACGCGGUGGGCAUGACACAAAUGGGACGACCCACAGUCGCGGGUCUGGACAUCGACCGAGUGACUGGUGCUAUUUAUGUUGCCCUCUGUGCCAACGCCAUGGUCUGUCGUCUUAACCCUGAUGAUCUAAAACAAGUUGAUAGAGAGUGGUUUUUGAAUAAUCCUCAACUCUCUCCGUCCUUCCUUUGCAUCGCCAGGCAGGAAAAUGAGGUGUGGGCGAGUUGUCCGCUUGACGACAAGGUCUUCAUUCUAGACCUCACUACGGACACUUUCACGCAAUUCACGCCCAGUGUUAUGUUUAACAUUGUGCCUUCACAUAUUAUUUGCACUACCGAUGAACGUAUAAUGCUACUAGAUAAGAAGUGGUCAAGGAUCUACUGGCUUCAGCGCGUGCAGCAGAGCAUUUGCAGUCAGCGCAUUGACCACACAAUGAAGGAGAGGAAGAAACGAGGUAUCGACAUAAUUCAGCCGAUUGACGAUACCACACUGAGCGAAUGCCUUGCAACCUCCUGGCCAAACCACUUUUGUGGGGGAAUAAUGUGCGCCGACAAGAAGGGGGCCUAUCUUAUUUAUCCUCGGAGGGAAAGAUACAUCUACUUCUUCUACUCGCCCCACUCCUCCAUGGCAUUGACAACCUUCAGACCUCCGUCGCCGCGGAAUUACUCGAGUGUCCCUACUCCUCUCACUGCUUCUGUUCAUCUGCCAUGA
Molecule: messenger RNA, 2202 nt
Organism: Hydatigera taeniaeformis
Lineage: Eukaryota; Metazoa; Platyhelminthes; Cestoda; Cyclophyllidea; Taeniidae
Source: the annotation of a GenBank genome assembly